Messenger RNA from Sinocyclocheilus anshuiensis, 2806 nucleotides. RefSeq names its product protein bicaudal D homolog 1-like. Gene Ontology annotation, biological process: positive regulation of receptor-mediated endocytosis; protein localization to organelle; regulation of microtubule cytoskeleton organization. Gene Ontology annotation, molecular function: cytoskeletal adaptor activity; dynein complex binding; dynein intermediate chain binding. Gene Ontology annotation, cellular component: Golgi apparatus; cytosol. The coding region runs from base 1 to 2547 and encodes 848 amino acids. The record is from RefSeq and is a predicted model, not a curated record. NCBI's taxonomy places the organism in Eukaryota, Metazoa, Chordata, Actinopteri, Cypriniformes, Cyprinidae. The transcript has 10 exons.
AUGCUGAAACCUGUGAAACUCUCACACGCUCUCUGUCUGAGUCAUGAUGAUGAAUCUGUGAACUGGCAGCACGACUACAAGCCCUCUUGUGUCUUUCACUCUAAGGACAUUGCCUUGAGAUGGGAGGUCUCUGCUGGUACUCAUCCCAGUUAUGCUUCUCUCAUAAUGGCUCAGGCAUUCGGUCAGGCGUACACCAACCAGCGUAAAGUAGCCGAGGAUGGUGAGACAAACGAAGAGACAUUGUUGCAGGAAUCUGCCUCCAAAGAGGCCUAUUUUAUGGAACGUCUGGUGGACCUUCAAACCCAGCUCAACCUGAGCAGCUCCGUGGCCUCCAGCGCCCAAGUGGAGACUGAACAUCUCAACGCCCUGGUGCAGGAACUCAGAGAGAAUAAUGAGAUGUUAGAGCUACAAAGGAACAGGAUGAGAGAGGAAAUCAGAGAGUAUAAGUUCAGAGAGACCAGACUGCUGCAGGACUACACUGAACUGGAGGAGGAGAACAUUACUCUACAGAAACUAGUGUCAACACUCAAACAGAAUCAGGUGGAAUAUGAGGGUCUAAAGCAUGAAAUCAAAGUGCUUGAGGAAGAGACGGUGCUACUCAACAGCCAGCUGGAAGAUGCUUUGCGUUUGAAAGACAUUUCUGAAGGCCAGUUAGAAGAGGCGUUGGAUGCUCUGAAGAGUGAGAGAGAGCAGAAGAACAAUCUGAGAAAGGAGCUGGCCCAUCAUCUCAGCCUGACGGACAGUGUGUAUGGAGCCAGCACCCACCUGGCCAUCUCUGCCGUGGAGGGUUUGAAGUUUGCAGAGGAGGCAGCAACCAACGGCACGUCUGCAUCUGGGUCUAACCCCUACAAUGAUGACCGUAACCGCUGUAAUGAGUGCAAUGGGCAUGGACCAAAGGUGAACGGAGAAUAUCACCAACCUGGAGGCAGGAAGGGAGAGGUGCUGCACCCAGUGUCUGAUCUCUUCAGUGAACUCCACCUGUCUGAGAUACAGAAACUCAAACAACAGCUCCUACAGGUUGAGCGAGAGAAGGCGGUUAUACUUACCAACCUGCAGGAGUCUCAAACUCAACUGCAGCACACGCAGGGAGCUUUAACUGAGCAGCACAAACGCGUUCACCGCCUUACGGAGCGCUUCAACGCUAUGAAGCGCCUCUACAGUGACAAGGAGUUUGAUACGGAGGAGUCAGAGAAGAAUGAAGUGCCCAUUAACGGUUGCUGCGAUUAUGAGGCAGACAUCAAUGGAAUGGAGCUUCUGGAGUGCAAAUACAGAGUUGCCGUGACUGAAGUCAUUGACUUGAAGGCGGAGCUUAAGGCUUUGAAGGAAAAAUAUAACCAGUCUGUGGAGAACCAAUCAGAAGAGAGCAACCACAGCGAAGGGAAGGUCCAGGCUCUCGAAGAACAAGUGAAACGGUUGGAGAAAGCCUGGCACGAGGGCCGCGAGCGGGUUAGCAGUCUGGAAGCGGAGCUCCGGUGUGCUUCUGUUAUGGCUAGCGAAAGUAACAGCAUGCUGAACACAGCUCAGGACGAGCUGGUUACAUUUAGCGAGGAACUCGCUCAGCUUUACCACCAUGUCUGCUUGUGCAACAAUGAAACUCCGAACCGUGUCAUGCUGGACUACUACCGUCAGAGCCGGGUCACACGUAGCGGCAGUCUCAAAGGCCCAGAGGACCCAAGAGCCCUGCUUUCUCCACGUUUAGCUCGCCGAAUCGCGGCUGCUAACUCCUCAGACGUGUCCAAGAGUCCUCAAGACUCUCCAUCAAAGGAACCCCUUGGAGAAGGAACUAAAGGGGAAGGAGGAAGCCCCAACAAAACACUGUUUGGUUCACCAAUCAAUGGUUCAUCUCUCUCACCCUCCCCAGUGCCAGAAACAGGUGAUCUCCGCCGUGAACCCAUGAACAUCUAUAACCUCAACGCCAUCAUCCGUGACCAGAUCAAACACCUGCAGAAAGCUGUGGACCGCUCGCUCCAGCUGUCCAGGCAGAGGGCUGCGGCACGAGAGUUGGCACCCAUCCUCGAUAAGGACAAAGAGGUCUGCUUGGAGGAGAUCCUAAAACUCAAAUCCCUCUUGAGCACCAAAAGAGAGCAGAUUGCUACAUUGCGUCUUGUCCUGAAAGCCAACAAACAGACUGCUGAGGUGGCCCUUGCAAACCUGAAGAGUAAAUAUGAAAAUGAGAAGUCUAUGGUGACGGAGACAAUGAUGAAGCUUAGAAAUGAACUAAAGGCCCUCAAAGAAGAUGCAGCCACCUUUUCCUCACUGAGGGCAAUGUUUGCCACAAGAUGUGAUGAGUACGUAACUCAGCUGGAUGAGAUGCAGAGGCAGCUGGCUGCCGCAGAAGAUGAAAAGAAGACUCUGAACUCCCUCCUGCGAAUGGCCAUUCAGCAGAAACUGGCCCUCACCCAGCGCCUGGAGGACCUAGAGUUUGACCAUGAGCAGUCGCACUGUGGCCGUGGAGGGAAAGUGCCAAAAAUUAAGAGCAGCCCUCAAAAAUCCUGUGUUGUUAGCUCUUCAAGAGGACCUGAUGGCCAACUCCAGAUUUCCAUGUGAUCCUUUCAACUGUCUGGCCCAUCAUUCUUAUUUUUUUGGCCCUUAGCCUGUUGUUGGACUCCUCACAGAGACAGAUGAAGGGGGCGGGGCACAUCAGUCAAUCAUGACCUCCAGCCAAUCAGAUGCUCCAGAGGGGCCCGCCCUAAUUUCCCGCCCAUUCACUGAAAUUGGAUGAAUUAUUCAGUGAUGCAUAUUGUAAGUACUAAUUAUCAUCUUGAGUGAGAUGAGAGCAAACUGAAAUGGACUGAUGUAUACAUAU